AUGAUUCAAAGGGUAAUACGGAGUGGAUACGGUAAUGAUGUUAUGAAUCAUACUAGAUCAUUAGUUAAUGGAAGAAGCUUGAAGUUUACGAUACAGACAGGAUCAGCAUCAAUCAUAAGACAUACUUAUUCAAGAUAUAACUAUUCUACCACACCGAAUAAACCGAAACAAACGUUAAAUGAACGACUUCAAAACAAUAAUUUCGUAUUCAAGACCUUAAAAUAUGUUCAAGAUGUCGAUGAACAACAAAAACAACUUGAACAAGCUGCUACAGAUUCCAAAAUCACCCAAUUAAUCGAAAGAAUAUCAGACAAUAAAGAAUUACUUUAUUUAUUAACGUUAUAUCAUCGGGAAUGUUUUAAAUUAGGGAUAGCUCAUGAAUCCAUCAUUCCGGUAAAAUCAAGACAAAACAAUCUCCGAUUUAAAUUCUGGUAUUGGUUUAAAUUAAAACCUAUUAAUGAUUCAUUUUGGGAAAUAUGUCAUCUUUUAAAUAUAUCAAAUCAUAAACAUGGGGUUAAUUUUAAUAAGAUUGAUGAUAUUGGAUUAUUGGAUCCUAAUCAUUUCCCCGUUGAGUUCAUGGAUCAAUUGAAAACGGGGAGGUUUAAUGAUGUUGAUUUCCGCAAUGUUGAAAUCAUGUUAUUUAAUAAAUUGAAAUUUGUUGAACCCGUGAAUGAAUGA
Scheffersomyces coipomensis is the source of this 678-nucleotide messenger RNA. RefSeq names its product Fgr39p (gene FGR39). The coding region runs from base 1 to 678 and encodes 225 amino acids. The transcript has a single exon. NCBI's taxonomy places the organism in Eukaryota, Fungi, Ascomycota, Pichiomycetes, Serinales, Debaryomycetaceae. The record is from RefSeq and is a predicted model, not a curated record.